Gopherus flavomarginatus (Mexican gopher tortoise) is the source of this 4941-nucleotide messenger RNA. It is a transcript of the gene PER1, whose product is annotated as period circadian regulator 1. Gene Ontology annotation, biological process: circadian regulation of gene expression; negative regulation of transcription by RNA polymerase II; entrainment of circadian clock by photoperiod. The record is from RefSeq and is a predicted model, not a curated record. Gene Ontology annotation, molecular function: transcription cis-regulatory region binding; transcription corepressor binding. The transcript has 23 exons. NCBI's taxonomy places the organism in Eukaryota, Metazoa, Chordata, Testudines, Testudinidae. The coding region runs from base 1098 to 4682 and encodes 1194 amino acids. Gene Ontology annotation, cellular component: cytoplasm; nucleus.
UGAAUCCGGUGGGGGACCCAGGCCUCCCAUCCAGAACAAAAUGAACUCCCGGGAGCGCCAGGCCUUUGCCCUCAGAGCUGUCUGCAAGGGAAACUGAGGCUAGCUGUGCUUCUUGUCCACGGUGCAGUGGGGAGGGGUAGCUCAGGGGUUGUAGCAUUGGCCUGCUAAACCCAGCGUUGGGAGUUCAAUCCUUAAGGGGGCCAUUUAGGGAACAGGGGUAAAAAUCUGUCUGGGGAUUGGUCCUGCUUUGAGCAGGGGGAUGGUCUAGAUGAGGUCCCUUCCCACCCUGGUAUUCUAUGAGUCUAAUGUGUGUCGAGGCCUCAGGGCAGCCAGCCCCUGCCCCACAGGGCAUGCAGUUAGAGAACAGGAGAUGGUGAGAUUGGGGACAGGGAAGCUGGAACAGAAGCCAGUCCAGGGGUCUCAGGUCUGUGCUGUCAGUCCAUGCCUCAGUUUCCCCAAUUAUAAAAUGAGGGUGAUGGCCCGGGUUUGCCAGGAUAAAUGCAUGAAAGACUGAGCGGUGCUCGUGUACUAUGGGGACCAUACAAGUGCUCGACCCAAACGCAGCUCGCCCGGCUGAGAUCCCCUCCGUUUCUGGUCCUGGCGGGGCUUGGCUUUGAAGACCCUGCCCUCUGGGCCGGUGCUGGGAGCAGCAGGUUUGCUCUGGGGCUCCUGGCUGAGUGCUCCUAUUUACUGACAGUGCAAAUAUUUAUCAGCAAAAGGGGACCAACGCAGCUGCCUUAUCAGCCAGCGUGGGCUAGAGUCAAUAUUUUCACCCCUCCUGUGCCUCCGUUCCCUGCUCCUCUUUGGGGACCUCUUAUCUGCCAAAGAAAAUAAUAUUUACCAAUGCCGGCCCUCCUGCCUGCUGCUUACUACUGAAUGUCGUUCCCCCCUCCCCGGUGCCAUCUGUGACUCUUUGGUCCUGGCAUCUGGCAGUCUGGAUUUGGCCUGCAGUCUGCCUGUCGACCACCCCAAAUGCGCUUGGAGCUGUACAAAGCCCCAACAAAUACAGCCUGCGACGUCUCCGACCGGCUCUGUCUCUAGCCCCGAACCCCGCACCUCCCCACGGGCUGGGGGAUGUCCCCAGAUCCUCCCCGAUCAUGAGCGCCGGCUGCGAGCCGGGCCAGGCGCCCUUCGAGGAGGGAAGCGUGGGCGGGGCCGGCUCCGGAGCCCCCCGGCGGGCCCGGGCCACUGACGACAUGGACGCCACCAGCAACGGCUCCAGCGGCACCGAGUCGCACGGGCGGGACUCCCUGCACAGCGACCGCAGCAGCAGCGGGAACGGCAAAGACUCGGCCCUGCUGGAGACCACCGAGAGCAGCAAGAGCACCAACUCGCAGAGCCCAUCUCCCCCCAGCAGCUCCAUCGCCUACAGCCUGCUGAGCACCAGCUCCGAGCAGGACAACCCCUCCACCAGCGGCUGCAGCAGCGAGCAGUCUGCGCGGGUGAAGACCCAGAAGGACCUGAUGAAGGCGCUGAAGGAGAUGAAGAUCCGGCUGCCCUCGGAGAAACGCGGCAAGGGCCAGUCGGGCACCUUGGCCACCUUGCAGUACGCGCUGUCCUGCGUCAAGCAGGUCCAAGCCAGCCACGACUACUACCAGCAGUGGGCCAUCGACGAGAGCCAGCCCUGCUACCUGGACGUGGCCACGUACACCAUCGCCGAGCUGGAGGGCAUGACCUCCGAGUACACCCUCAAGAACCCCGACACGUUCGCCGUGGCCGUCUCCUUCGUCACGGGCAAGAUCCUCUACAUCUCGGACCAGGCGGCCUUCGUCCUGCACUGCAAGAGGGACGUCUUCAAGGGGGCCACCUUCGCCGAGUUCCUGGCCCCCCAGGACGUCAGCAUCUUCUACGGCUCCACCGCCCCCUACCACCUGCCCUCCUGGAGCACCUGCACCUCGGCCACUGCGGCCGCUGUGGACUACACCCAAGAGAAAUCGGUCUUCUGCCGGAUCAGUGGAGGCCGCGGCCGUGGGCGCGAGCUGUAUUACACCCCCUUCCGGCUCACCCCUUACCUGGCCAAGGUGCGCCCCGCGGCCGGCGCCGAGGGCCAACCCUGCUGCCUGCUCAUCGCCGAGCGCAUCCAUUCGGGAUACGAAGCUCCCCGGAUCCCGCCCGAUAAACGGAUCUUCACCACCAGACACACCCCCAGCUGCUUGUUCCAGGACGUGGACGAGAGGGCUGCCCCCCUGCUGGGUUACCUCCCCCAGGACCUGAUUGGCACGCCCGUCCUCUUCUACCUGCACCCGGAGGACAGGCCGCUCAUGCUGGCCAUCCACAAAAAAAUUCUCCAGUGUGGCGGGCAGCCCUUCGACCACUCCCCGCUCCGGUUCUGCACCCGCCACGGCGAGUACGUCACCAUCGACACCAGCUGGUCCAGUUUCGUUAACCCCUGGAGCCGUAAGAUCUCCUUCGUCAUGGGGCGCCACAAAGUGCGCACGGGUCCCCUCAACGAAGACGUCUUCAUGGCCCCCAAGGCGCUGAAGAUGCGACCGCUGGAGCCAGACAUCCAGGAGCUCUCGGAGCAGAUCCACCGGCUGCUGCUUCAGCCUGUGCACAGCAACGGCUCCGUGGGGCUCUGUAGCAUGGCCAGCAACACCUCCCACGAGCAGUUCCUGAGCGCGGCCUCAUCCAGCGACAGCAACGGCCUCCUCGCCGAGGAGACGCCGGCCCAGCGGCCGAUGACUUUCCAGCAGUUCUGCAAGGACGUGCACAUGGUGAAGAACCAGGGCCAGCAGAUGUUUAUCGAGUCCCGGACCAAGCCGCCGCCUGCCAAGCCCCCCACCGCAGGCCUGGAGAUGUCCCAGGACGGCAAUGGGCCAGGCAGGGAGGCCCCAUGUGAGGCGCAGCGGGGCCCGGGCCAGGUGGUCUCUUCUGAGGAGUCCGGCAGGAAGGAGCCCUCCAGUUACUCCUACCAGCAGAUCAACUGCCUGGACGGGAUCAUCCGGUAUCUGGAAAGCUACAACAUCCCCAGCCGGGUGAAGCGGAAAUGCGGCUCCUCCUCAUACACCGGCUCGUCCAACUCCGACGACGACAAACAGCGGGCAGGCCGGGAGGCGGCUGGCUCGGCAAAAGAUGCGGCGGAGGAAAUGCUGCCCAGCUGGUCCAGGAGGGAGGAGGAGGAGCCCGCCGCGGCGGUGGGACCCGCGCUGGCCCCGCUGGCUUUGCCCAGCAAAGCCGAAAGCGUGGUGUCCCUCACCAGUCAGUGUAGCUUCAGCAGUACCAUCGUCCACGUGGGAGAUAAGAAAGCCCCGGAAUCGGACACGGCGAUGCUGGAGGAGGGCCCCGCGCCCCCCGACCGGGAGCAGUACCGCCGCGUGGGGCUCACCAAGGAGGUGCUGUCCGUGCACACCCAACAGGAGGAGCAGGCUUUCCUGACCCGCUUCCAGGAGCUCAGCCGUCUCCAUGUCUUCGACGCGCCAGCCGGGCGCAGCCGUCAGGAGGGGCCGGGCGCCGAGCCAGGGCACCGCGGCCCGCGGCGGGGUGCCGGCCGGCGCGGCAAAUCCAAGGCCAAGCGUGUCAAGCAGCACCAGACGUCCGACAGCACCGGCUCCCCGCCUCCCCCCGGCCCCUGGCCCCCCUCGGCCACCUCCCUGCCCUUCCCCGCCGUGCUGCCUGUCUUUCCGCCCAGCCAACCCCCUGCCGAGCCUGCCCCCCACUUCCCCGCCCCCCUGGUGGCCCCCGUGGUGGCCCUGAUGCUCCCCAACUAUGUCCUGCCUCCGCCGUACUUCCCAGCCCCCUUCGGGGAGCCCUUUGGCCCCCGCCUGCCCGGCCCCCCCGAGGCCUCGCGCUCCACCACGCCCGAGCGGCCCGACUCGCCCCCCUUCGACUCCCGCUGCAGCUCCCCGCUCCAGCUCAACCUCCUGCAGAUGGAGGAGGCCCCCAAGGCGGCCGAGUGGCAGGAGGCGCCCGGUGGCCAGGCUGGCGGGACGCCGGGUGCUGUCGAGCUCGGCCCUCAGAAAGAAACCGGCCUGGCGGAAGGUCAGGACUCGUCCAACAACGAUGCCCUGUCCAGCUCCAGCGACCUGCUGGACCUGUUGCUGCAGGAGGACUCGCACUCGGGGACCGGCUCGGCCGCCUCGGGUAGCGGCUCCGUGCGCAGCGGCUCCAACGGCUGCAGCACCUCAGCCAGCGGCACCACCAGCAGCAAAAGCAGCCACACCAGCAAAUACUUCGGCAGCAUCGACUCGUCGGAGGCAGAGCGGGCGAGGCAGCCGCCGGGCAGGGUGGGGGCCGGCGAGCAGUUCAUCAAGUACGUGCUGCAGGACCCCCUCUGGCUGCUCAUGGCCAACACUGACGAGAAGGUCAUGAUGACCUACCAGCUGCCUGACCGCCCCGUGGCCGCUGUGCUGCAGGCCGACCGGGAGAAGCUGCGGGAGAUGCAAAAGCAGCAGCCGCGCUUCACGGAGGAGCAGAAGAAGGAGCUGGCCGAGGUGCACCCUUGGGUGAAGAAGGGUCUGCUGCCCAAGGCCAUCAACGUCAUGGCUUGUGUGGACUGCGGCAGUAACCCGGCCUCCCGCCUGGCACCUCUCUACGACACGGAGCCGCACGCCAUGGAGCUGAGCGCCACGCUGGAGCCCAUGGAGGAGGGCAGCGGCGCCCCCCCCUGCCUGGACAUGGCCAUGGAGGAGGAGGAGGCGGGGCAGCCGGCCCGGCCCGAGGCGGGCUCCGAGAACGCUGGCUGAGGCCCCUGCCCGUCUUACCGCACACUGCCAGGCAGCGCCGGCUGCCCCUCGGAGCCAGGCACCCACAUGGGAUGGACCAGAAGUGCCGACCCGGCCUUGGCCCCGGGACUCAGCCAGGUCGAGCGCAGAGCCGAGCCGGGCCCCGCUCCGGACCCUACCCUGCCCGCGGGCGCCCCCCGGAGGCCGGAGCUGGCCCUGCGCAGGGUGGAGUAUUUAUUUUUGGAAGGUUUUUUUUGUAUGAAAAGGCGGGACAAUAAAC